This is a messenger RNA of Fusarium fujikuroi IMI 58289, 627 nucleotides long. RefSeq lists its product as uncharacterized. The coding region runs from base 1 to 627 and encodes 208 amino acids. The record is from RefSeq and is a predicted model, not a curated record. Gene Ontology annotation, cellular component: post-mRNA release spliceosomal complex; U2-type spliceosomal complex. The transcript has a single exon. Lineage: Eukaryota; Fungi; Ascomycota; Sordariomycetes; Hypocreales; Nectriaceae.
AUGUCUUCAUCACACGCUAGCCUCAGCGCUGCCUCAGACGACCGAAAAGCUAGGCUCGCGAAGCUCAAGAACCUCAAGCGCAAGCAACCUGGAGACGAAAUUGUUGCACCAGAAUCAGAAAGAGCCCAAUCCCCUCCCGUAGAGCCAGAUGUCUCACGACUCCAUGUCUCUGGCCGCAACUACGACCCUGAAACCAGAGGCCCCAAGCUUGGCUUUGAGCAGGAUCCAACCCUCAAUCUUGACAAGCCAACGCUCGAAGAACAAGCUGCGGAAGUGGAAGCAGAGGUCAAGCAAAAGGCGGAAGAAGAAGCCCAAGACGAUCAAGGUGUCGAUUUAUUCAAGCUACAACCGAAGAAGCCGAACUGGGAUUUGAAACGGGAACUUGAUAGGAAAAUGGAGGUUCUCAAUGUUCGAACCGACAACGCCAUUGCGCGCUUAGUCCGUGAUCGUAUUACGGGUGCACAAAAGGCUGCCACGAAGAGAGACGCGGUCGUUGACGCUCAAGGCACUGGAGAAGCAACUGGUAUGGAUGGCGUGGCCUUGGUAGAAGGCUUGAGGGUCAGGGAGAAGGAGGAGGAGGAGGAAGAGCGUCGCGAACGGGAAGAAGAUGCUGCGCUAGGUGCAUGA